GACUAGCCAAACUUCAAACGUGAAAAAACUUCAUACUCGCAAGUCGCACCUAUGAAAUUAUUUUAAAGCGCUUAAAGUUGCAAAAGAUUGAAACCUUUUGGCUAUAUCUUAAAAUCGAUUAUAUAUGUGCACAGUGCACUUACCCCGGCUAUGAAUCUCCUCUAUAUGGGCCGGAUAUGGUUGCAUCUGACCCAUAAAUAUUCCGGGUCAAAUAAUAUUAUCUGAGACAGAGAAGAGAAAACACAGAAAAGUAAGAAAUUAGCUUUACAGUAAUGGGGCUCUCAGCUUCUAAGCGAGUUAGCAACUCACUCCAAAAUUCAUCCGAGUUCAACUCGGCAUGUGACUCAGUCUACAAUGAUUGUCUCUCCCUAUCUCAACACGCCUUCGCCGGAGUCAAACCCCACCAGCUUUUCUCCGCCACCGAACGCCUCCACGCUUCUCUCUAUUCCUCCGUCCCUCUCAUAACCAACUGGGUCAAAUCACCUCCGACCCGAUUACAAGUGGAUAAAGCCUUCAUAAUCGUGUCAACGCGCCGAUCCGGCGUAAAGGAAAGGGAGAAGGAGAGUGAAAUUGUGCUUGGGAACAACGAGUUUAAGGAGUUUUCAGUGGAGGUAUUUGCAGACGCUGUCGUUUCGUGUGCAGGGAAAGAGCUGUUGAAGCGAGUUCCGGUAGGUGCUUUGGGGAUUGCUGGUGUUGGUGCAGUGGUAAAGCCUGGGAAAGAAUUGAUUGCGGCAGCGAUUGGUGCUUACGCGCUCGGUGUUGCAACUUCGGUAUACGUCAGCUUGGCUUGAGCAGCGUAUGUUUUUCAUUUACAAAAGUGAAUAAAAGUUCUUUUUUUUACUUUUUAUGAUUAAAAAACUACUCUUUCAUGAAGAGUACAGUACAUAAAUAAGUUUUGUUAAUAAAUUUGUUUAUGUCGCGUAAUAAAUAUGAUGGAGGCCCAUUCAA
Molecule: messenger RNA, 948 nt
Organism: Solanum dulcamara
Lineage: Eukaryota; Viridiplantae; Streptophyta; Magnoliopsida; Solanales; Solanaceae
Exons: 1
Coding region: 273-791 (172 amino acids)
Source: RefSeq, a predicted model, not a curated record